This is a messenger RNA of Arctia plantaginis, 1116 nucleotides long. NCBI's taxonomy places the organism in Eukaryota, Metazoa, Arthropoda, Insecta, Lepidoptera, Erebidae. The record is from the annotation of a GenBank genome assembly.
AUGUUUCCUGCGACCUGUGGUAGUGAUUUCAUGAAAUCUGGUGCAAAAACCCGUAACAGUGGUUGCCGAAGAACCCAAGACUUACUUCGCGUGCGAGCAACAGACCCCCGGCCGUGUCCGAAGUGCGGUAAGAUAUAUCGGUCGGCGCAUACGCUAAGGACGCAUCUUGAAGACAAGCACACUGUCUGCCCUGGAUACCGUUGUGUGCUUUGCGGUACGGUAGCAAAAUCACGUAACUCGUUACACUCGCAUAUGUCUCGACAGCACCGUGGCAUCUCUACCAAGGACUUACCUGUGCUUCAAAUGCCUACACGGUUUGAUCCUGAACUUGCCAGUCAGUUGCUAGCUAAAGCCGGAGUGAAAGUUUCUCCUGAACAACUUCGAGCUCGUGCGUCGCCCACUGGUCCUCGUCGAUCUGAUAUUAAAUUAGACGCCAAAUCAGCUGCUUCAGAAAGCAGCUCUAUCUGCGGUGACAAUGAUAACGAUGACCUCAGCCAGUCAAGAUACCAGGACAACAUACCUGUCUCACCGCCUCACAUCAACAACCUGGCAAAUACAACAAUCACCAAAGUACCUGCUGUGCGAGCUGUAACUGCUAAGACUAUUGAAAAUAUCCCACAUGGGCUACCUACGGGAAUGAAACAUGAUGAUUACCCACCAGGCUAUGGAGGCAGCUCAGCAUUGUUAGACACUUACCUGCAGUACAUCGGUGAGAAUAUGUUCGGUAUGAAUGCAAAAUUGGCACAAAUGACAAUGCACAUGGAUCGAAAAAUAUACGAAGAAUCUUCGCCGCAAAUGGGAUCUCUACCGCCGCCGCCGACCAACCUUGCUCACCAGCGUUUCUUAAAGCAAAUGCAGCGACAAUAUACUGAGAACAUGAGCAAGCCUGACAUUAUGCGUAACUCAGAUGAACCUCUGGAUCUUGGCAAAGAAAGACAGAGGAAUGAUAGUAUAAGCGAGACUGAUGAUAAGCACGAAACCUCAGACAAGGAUAAUGGUAAAGAUUAUUACAAUGAUGACGAAAGGAGAAUUAACAACUCCGAACAAAACCCGGAGAACAAUGGUCAGGAUGACGGUGACUACUCUGAAGAUGAACACAAUAAAAACUCGUCAUGA